AUGACCGACGACGGCCGGCGCGGCUCCAUCGACGCCUCGCCGCUCGACGCCGCGGCGCCGUCGCCCCUCACGUCCGCCGCCGGCGCCGACGACGAGCUCUACGAGCAGGCCCUCGGUGCGCUGGCGUCGUCCGUGGCGCUGCUGGAGGCGCUCGGGCGGAGGCACGUCGCGCCGUCGCCGGGCCAGCUCGACCGCUCCCGGGCGCUCGCGUCGCGGUGCGCGUCCGCGUCCGAGGACGCGUCGGAGGAGGCGCUCGGCAUCCUGGAGAAGCCCAAACCCACGGGGAGCCGCAUGGCCGCGUGGAAGCGGCGCGCGGAGCUCGCCAUGACGGCCCAGCACAUGGCGCGGAAGGCGCACCAGCGCCGCCAGAAGGACCUCGACGACCGCGAGCGGCUGCGCAUCGCCGCGGCGUCGUCCAUGUCCGGGAAGAAGCCCGAGGAGUACAACGCCGAGGAGGCGCGCGCCAAGGUCCACGGCGACACGCUCGAGCGGUCCCUCGCGCGCGCGGACGCGGCGUGCUGCGGGAAGAAGGCCGCCGCGCCGCGGGAGAAGCGGCGGAAGAAGGGCCGGGGGUACCUCGACCGGAACGCGUCGCAGACGGAGAACAUGAUGCUCCGCCUCGCGAUGAUGUCGAGCGCGCGCGAGGCGAGCCGCUUCUCCGUGCACCCGGAGUCGCGGCUCGUGCAGCGCGAGUCCUACGCGAUCAUCUUGGCCAUGCUCUUCACGGUCGUGGAGAUGCCGCUGAGCCUGGGCUUCGGCGACGACGCCGUGAACCGCGGGCCCGUCAUGCCCGGCGUCCUCUGCGCCCUCGACAUGCUCUUCAUCGCCGACGUGGCCCUGAACUGCGUGACGGGCGUCCAGGACGGGCCGGAGAUCGUCAUGCAGCAGCCGCGGAUCCUGGCGCGGUAUUUGAAGGGGUGGUGCGCGAUGGACGUGAUCUCGUCGGUGCCCCUGGCGACGCUCGCGGCGCUGAGCUUCGACGUGGGCGCGCUCCGGACUUUGCGUUUGUUGAAGGUUUUCAAGCUCGCGCGAUUGGCCAAGGUCACGCGCGUCGGCGAGGUCACGCGGAAUCUCGUGGACAGCGGCUUCGUGAACCAGGCCUUCGUGUCGCUGGUUGCUUUGCUCGUCCUCUUCGGCGCGGUGCAGCACUGGCUCGCGUGCCUCUACUGGGCCGUCGCGCGGCGGACGGAGCACGACUGGGGCAAGGACGAGGCGAAAGCCCGGGGCUUCGCGCCGGCGGCGGACCUCGCGGACGAGCCCCUCGGCGCGCGGUUGGUUUUCGCCUACCACUGGGCCGUCUACGCGACCUACGCGGCCGUGCCGAACACGAUGGGGACCCUGCGGCUGAAGCCGGCCCAGUCGCUCUACUGCGUCUUCUGCGCGCUCGUGGGCAUGCUCUUCAUGUCCGUGCUCAUCGGCGAGGUCGCGUCGAUCCUGGACGACAUCCGCAUCGAGGACCACGACAAGCAGGCGGCGCUCAAGUCCAUCGACGAGUUCAUGAACCACCACAACAUCGCCUACGAGCUGAGGGCGCGCAUCCGGCUCCACUACAUCUUCCUCUACAACAACAAGCACACGCGGCGCUUCGACGACAUCUUCGCCGUGCUCCCCGCCGAGCUCAAGAGCAAGCUCUCCGUCGGCGUCCGCGUGCCCUAUUUGAGGCGGACGUCCUGCUUCGUCGACCUCCGGCCGACGUGCGUGUCCGCGGUCGCGUCGGCGAUGGUCACGACGCACUACGCGCCCAUGGACCUCGUCUUCUCCCAGUCCGAGGACGCCGACGGCGUCCGCUGCAUCGCCGACGGCAACGUCUUCCACUUCAUCCGGGGCCUGCCCUGGCCCAAGGUCAUCGCCGCCACCAAAGUCGACGACACCUUCGGCGAGGAGUGCGUGCUCCUCAUGAAGAGCCGCAUGUUCGUCUACGGCACGACGCAGCGCACGAUGGCGCACGUCCACUGCGAGAUCUUCUGCCUGCCGGCCUUCGAGGUCGACGUGCUGGGCCACCAGUACCCGACGUUCAACCCGUCGGUCUACGCGUCCGCGGAGCGCAAGCUCGCCGCGCUGCAGCUCGCGCUCACGCGCCACAUCCUCGCGCCGCGGCUCCACGACUUCGUCGUGCGCUGGAAGCGGCGGCACGAGCCCGCGCCGCGGCCCGGCUUCUCCCGGCUGGGGUCGCAGUCCAUGCACGACAUGGGGUCCUUCAUCUCCAAGCAGGCGCGCCAGCUCUCCGUCCGCGUCGCGCCCCUCGUCAUGGGGGGGCAGAAGCCGCCCGCGAAGCUCGCGCCGCUCGAGAGCACCGCCGAGCACUCACAAACACACACGUACACGCGCACAUCCGGGGACUAA
This is a messenger RNA of Aureococcus anophagefferens, 2343 nucleotides long. RefSeq lists its product as hypothetical. The transcript has 2 exons. Gene Ontology annotation, molecular function: voltage-gated potassium channel activity. Gene Ontology annotation, biological process: regulation of membrane potential; potassium ion transmembrane transport. The record is from RefSeq and is a predicted model, not a curated record. NCBI's taxonomy places the organism in Eukaryota, Pelagophyceae, Pelagomonadales, Pelagomonadaceae. Bases 1 to 2343 code for a protein of 780 amino acids. Gene Ontology annotation, cellular component: membrane.